Messenger RNA from Thunnus maccoyii (southern bluefin tuna), 5247 nucleotides. Its product is annotated as G patch domain-containing protein 8. Gene Ontology annotation, cellular component: nucleus. The transcript has 5 exons. The coding region runs from base 18 to 4505 and encodes 1495 amino acids. The record is from RefSeq and is a predicted model, not a curated record. Lineage: Eukaryota; Metazoa; Chordata; Actinopteri; Scombriformes; Scombridae.
CCCGCGAGCCCCCCGGGAUGGCGUGCAGCGCGUGUUACUACCUGGUUAUCAGCUCCACACACCUGAGCAAUGGACACUUUCGGCGCGUUAAGGGGGUCUUCAGAGGACCGCUGUGUCCAACCGCAAGCAGUGAUUCACCGAUCAGCAGUCUUGAAGGUCAAGAUCACCAGAUGAAGAAUUCUGAAAAACCUUUGGAGCGUGCAGAGAGGGCUUUGGGCUGCUCAGUGGAGGAUCUGAAGGCUCUUUUCUACUGUGAGCUGUGUGACAAGCAGUACCUCAGACACCAGGAGUUUGACAAUCACAUCAACUCCUACGACCAUGCACACAAGCAGAGGCUGAAGGAACUCAAGCACAGGGAGUUUGCACGCAACGUGGCCUCAAAAUCAUGGAAGGACCAGCGCAAACAGGAGAAGGCUAUCAGACGGCUGCACCAGCUAGCACAGCUGCAACAGGAAACUCAGCGAUGCAGAGUCCCAGGAAGGUCUUAUGGGCUAAGAAGUACAGUCCGGGUUGUGAGUCAGCAGCAAGACAGAAACAUGGACCAAAGAGACCACAGUCCUGAGGACAAACCUGAACCCUUCAACCACACCCUGAGGCCCCCUGCUACACAACCAAGGACAGCUCCUCUCCGCCACCAGACAGAAAAUCCUUGCCAAUCUCCUCCCCAAAUACCACUGGCCACUCUUGCAGAGUCCCCGCUAAUCACACAUCCGGCAUCCAAUACAGACUCUCCAGCAGUGAACCCCGAGUCUCGCCUGGGCUUGUAUUCCCAGCUGCCACUCCCUGGACGGGGGAGAGUGGGAGGCAGGCUCGGGGUGUCCUUCUGCUUCUCACGGAGGGGGCCCAGGCUGGAGCCUUCCGCCUCUGUCUUCUCGGACCAAGAGGAAGAGGAGAGAGAGAAGAGGGAACAAAUGAAAGAAAGGAUAAAGGGAAUAAUGGAAGAUAUAGACAGGGAAAUUGGGGCAGCAGAGGAGAGGAAACGUGGUGAGAGUGCAGAGCCGAAGUCCAGAUCUGACAGUGCUGGACCAGGCGACAUGCUGACAAUCCCCAGAGAGGCUGUGAGAGAAGAGGAGGAAAUUGAAAAAAGGCACAGUGUGCACUCCACUGCAGCACCUGAUAAUCAGAGCCAUGAUUCACUAUUCUUGCCAUCACAGAACCAGGUGAACAUAAGGGGCACAGCAGUGACAGGGGCACACAUAGACAGUGAACACACAGACAGUGAGAAAGAGAGAAAGCAAGAAGCAGAACAAGGGAACAAGGACAAUCCGUAUAUGUGUGUGGUUGGAAAAGAUGGCUCUACCUGUCUGAGAUGGCCUGUCAGUUUGCUUAAGUUCACCAAGUCUCAACCAUACAUCUCCUACAGCUGCAGCCCACUCUGCCCCCAAGACCCAGAACAACGCACAGAUGAUCAACAGGAGCCACAACAAAAUCCAUUAUGCGCUCCCUCAGACGAAUCAUGUGUGCCAGCUAUUCUUACACCAGACACCAACUCCUGUUUACAAAGACAGACAAGACAUGAGCUGAGAGCACACAGACAGAAAAAAGCUGGUGAGAAUGUCAAGGCAGAGCCACAUAUCGAUGUGGAGACAGAAGCACACCUGUUCCUAAAGAACAAAAACCUUUCAUCAUCAGAAAAAGGACGAUGCAUGCUAAGUAUGGAGAAUUGUGUGAGGGCAGCCUCCCAUCCAUUUGACCCUGCUCAUAGUGACAGCUCUGACACAAACUCCCAGAAUCCUCCGGGAGGCAGAUUAGGGGGUGCAAGAAGGAUCAGGGAGAGAGCCAUCACAGACCUGAGCUGUAAAUUAGAGUCUGUCACCCAGCAUGGCACACAGAGGAUAUGCAUCAGCCCGUCCAGGUGUAAGUGUGGGAGUGAGACAAUGUGCGAGUGUGCCAGUGCUCCGCAGCCGUACGUGGGUGUCUCUGAAGUGUCACGCAAAGAGAGGAAAGCCAGCACAAAGAAACACAAGCUGGGAAAGAGGAAGAGGGGCGAGAAGGAAAAAGCUUCAAACAAGCGCCAAUCAGCAAGGUGCAAAGUGAGGAGUGUUGUCUCUACAGUCUCCACUGGCAGAGAUAGAAGAGGAGAAGCUGGAGGGAGCCGCGGGAAGAAAAGGAGGCAAAGGGAGACCGGGGAGAUGAAGAGGAGGAGGGUGCAGAGAGCAGGGAGCAGCUGUCUCCUGGGGAGAUGUGAGGCUGAGCCAGUAUCUGUCUCUGUCAGGAAGAGGAGGCCUCACAGGAGCCACAGCUCUGAAUCCCAGUCACAGCCAGACAGAGAGCAGGCAGAGCACUGCAGUGCCUACUCCCAGCUCACCAGACACACAGCAGACAGAGACACAGAGGGGGAGGGAAAGCGAGACAGAGGUGCGGUGACUUUUCCCUGGCGGUCUCACUUCACCAUACAUUCCUUCUCACCAGGAUGUAACUCAAAGCUGUUUUGGGAAAGGGGUCACCAUAGCAACCCCAGGAGUUUCAUUGACUGCAGUUACCCUGACAACAGCUGUGGUAGCAGCCCGGCGAGAAAGAGAAAACUCCUCCACAGGGACAGGAAAUUCAUUCAUAGUAACAGGAAGAGUUCGGGGCGUUGUGAAGUCUGGGAGGAGACAGAUAGGGGGAGGAAAAUGGGAGGGCGAACAGGUUGCAGGGACAGAGUUUUGAUUUCAGAUACAGAACAGUGGGACUGGAUGAGAGGGAGCUGUCCUGGAGCUAGUGAGGAGGGCAGGCCAAGAGCUGAAUGGAGAUCGAGAAACAGAGCAGUAGAAUGGGAUCGAGUGAGUAGGUUCAGCCCCAGUCCUAGCAGCAGGGGCAGGAGAAGCAGAAAUGUAAGCACAGAAGACAUAGACUGGGACAGAUGCAGCUGGGACAGAUGGACGUGGGGUAGCAGCGACAGCUGGGAAGACAGGGGGACAUACAGGUCUACGUCGGGCUCUAGGACAGGGGUUGACAGCAGAGAUAGCCCAGGUGGUGUGUGGAGGUGUUCAGGCACCAGACGCUCAAGCUCUAGACACUUAUCAAGUCCGGAGUGGUGGACAAGCAGGCAGAUCUACAGCCCACAGAGUGUGUACAACACACAGGCAAGCAGUUGCCACAGUCCACGCUCCUGCAGCCCCUGCAGCCCCCGCAGCAGCACCAGCAUGUCUGAGUUGAGCUGGGAGUGGAGCAGGAGCAGCACCUGCUCAGGAAUCACAGUGGAUGGGUUGACAGUUAACUCCUGCAGGAUGUCCUCAGGAGCUCCGGGACUCUCACCUGAGGCCCCUCAGGAGACAAAGAAGCAGAGCAGCCCCACAUCCACUUCAUCUGUCCUUACUUCAAGCUCCUUCGUUCAUUCCUCGCCCAACAGAUCCUCAUUUGCUCCCACAGUCCCAGGUCUCAACACACACCAUGGUGACAGCAGUCCUUCACAACUUAAGGAGCUCAAUUCACAGCCUGACCUUGGCCAUGGUCCCUCUGCCCCUGUCACCACAUGCAGCUCAGGCACAUCCCCUCCAAGACAAUCCCCCAGUGAUUCUGCGCCACAGAAACCAGCCAGGACGUUGCUUCUCCCUCUUAUAGGGAAACUACCUGCAAUCCAGAGAAAGGCUAGGAGGAAAAAGGGACUGCUGGAGAAGAGUCAGGAGAAGGAGGGAGAGGAAGAGGGGGAGGCUAGAGUGGACACCAGAGCAGUCGUCAACAGUCAUAAAUGUCCUCUGGACAUGGUUGAGUCAAACCCCAGCAGCACACCAAAUCUCUGCCUGUCAGAGAUUAGGACUGAUGACAAACAGACAGGUGGAGAGACAGCUCCGCCAAUCAGCUUUACUGCAGAGGAGAUGGACAAAUAUCGCUUCCUGCAAGAGCAGGCGAGAGAACACAUGCAGAAAGUCCUGGAACAGACGCAAGAGAGAGCGGAUUCGCACAUAGAGACAAACUACACACAUGCCGCACAGAUAGAGAACUGUGGGACUUCAGAAGAGCAAUACACACCUACACCCUUGCACAACCCUCCACAGCCUCAAACCCAGUCACUUCACACAGACACGAUGCAAACACAAGCGCAGCACAGCCUUCAAGUCAGUCUCCCACUUCCACACGUGAGCCCACAAGAGAACUAUACUCAUCCUGUGGCUUUGGGUGUCCGCAACCUCCCCCCUCUACCGCUAUCUCCCCCUCUCUCUAGCCUCCAUCAUAUCAUUUUACAACACACAGCCCUCUCCAUGCCCCCCUCCUCCUCCUCCUCAUCCUCUUCCACCUCACCUCCCUCUCCUGCCGUCCACCCACACCCAGCUCGGCUCCCUCACCCACUGCCCCCUCUUCACCCGUCCCUACCUCAUCACCUUCACCUCUCUCCCUUCUCCAUCUCCUCUCUGUUUCCCUCCAUCCUGCUGUCCCAUCAUCCCAUCCCUCUCCUCCCUCCGUCCCCUGCUUUCCACGCGACCCCUCUCGCUCCUCUCUCCCCAGUAGCCCUACAACCGUUGAACCCACAGCCUUUCAUGGACAGAGCAUGGCCAGUGAGGUUUCAACAGAAGGCGUUAUGAUUUUCACAGAGUGGCUGCCAUGUUUAUUAAUCUUCCUUGGCAACACAGACUAGAGAGAGAGAGAGGAUUUUUUUGGUUUGGACAAAAGCCUGCUAUUUGAAAUGGGGAUGUAUCAGUGCUUUUACAAGCUUCAGCUCCAUCUCUUAUUCACAUAUGCCCUCACACACUCACACGCAUGCAUACACACACACAGUCCGACUAUUGACUGUUUUCAAAUGAAAUUUUAUUUCUCCAUUUAGCCUCUGCUGUGUGCAGCAGACAGUGAGAGAACUGACUUUGAUCCUUUUGCUUUUUCUAUCAUUCCUCAUUCAGGCCCAGAAUAAAGAAAAAGACACACCUGCUAUUCAAAGACAAGCAUGGGCUUGUGUCAUCCUCUCUCUUUCCUUCUGAACCACAGACAGACCAGCUGCCUUUUGAAGUAUCCUUCAUGCCAGGGACAGAGGGGCAAGAGAAAGCGAUAAUACUAUUCCCUUAUCUCCAUUUCAUACAGGUUAUCUGAGUUAAAGUGUGACUUUCAACAAACAUAAAUAAUGUUCCAGGGACUGGGGGGCAUAGCAAAGCCAUUUUAACCUUGGUGUAUACUGUAUAGAUAGAGGUAAUUCUGGACACACACACAUACACAGUAGGGAAGGACAACAACUAAUUUCCAUAUCUGACACAUGUAAAGACCUGUUUUGUCUCUAUAGUGUAAAUAUUCUGACAGUGAGUGAUAACAUUAGAAUCAUGGAAAACAAUAAAAAUA